Messenger RNA from Fusarium verticillioides 7600, 2075 nucleotides. RefSeq lists its product as hypothetical. Bases 289 to 1692 code for a protein of 467 amino acids. Lineage: Eukaryota; Fungi; Ascomycota; Sordariomycetes; Hypocreales; Nectriaceae. The transcript is spliced from 4 exons. The record is from RefSeq and is a predicted model, not a curated record.
UUCACAUCCACUCUUCACCUAUCUAUUGGCGACCCAACGAACAUAAACAUCACGCUUCCAUCAUUUGCCGUCCCCUCUACAAAUCUACCUACUGUACACCUCAUCUUAGUGGCGCGCCUCCUUUUCCGGCUUUGUCUCCCUGAUCUUCCUGCCAGCCUUAGCAAAUGCUCAAUUAAGCAUCCAAUUUGUGAUUUCUUCUCGUAUUUCUAAUCUUCUUCCUCCCUCUUCGCCUUCUUUUGUUUUCUCUUCUCCAUCUUCUUAUAUCUCCCCCACAUCCAGACCCAUACAAUGUUGCUUCGCAAGCUCGGGCAUGCCCUGGCUGCGACAGCAGCCCUCUUUCCAGUCGCUUUUGCCAAGGAAAAAGAUGAAGGUGGUCAAUCCACCUUCGUUUCCCCAGACGGAGACGUAGCGUUUGCGAUUGACAUUGGCGAGAACGCCAACACCGAAGUCUACUUCAGUCUCCGCGUUAAGAAGAAUCGAUCCUGGGGUGCUGUUGGCCUUGGAAGCGAGGAUAUGCCCGGAGCCCUAUUCCUCAUGGUAUACAAGAGCCGGACCACCAACAAUGUUACAUUCUCCCCGCGACUCGCCUAUGGCCAUUACGAGCCUUAUUAUUGGGACGAGAUGGAUUACGAAGUUCUUAAUACUACAGGAAUUAUCGACGAUCACAUGGUGGCCACUAUUCGCUGCAAGAGUGGAUGUCGCAGUUGGCCAUCACACGGUGGACAGAAGGGAUACCUCGAUGUUUACGAUCACAAUAGCAAGGCCGUCUUCGCUUUUGGGCCAAAAGAGGACUACUACAGUGACGAUAAGGACGCACCUUUGAAAUAUCAUGCAGGAUAUGGCAGUUUCUCCCUCGACAUCAAACGAACUCACGGGAAGUCCGAGCUGCCAUCUCUUAGCGAUUCAACGAAAGAUGUUGGAUCCGAGCUUAUCUACGCGACGAAGGCCAAGCCAAACUGGGCAUCACCGCUUCACGGAGUUUUCAUGGUUUUAUCAAUCAUAUUCCUUAUGCCAAUUGGCGUUGUUCUGCUGAGGUCUGGAGGCUGGGUCAAGUGGCAUGCUCUGAACCAGUCCAUUGCGACUCUGGGUGUCUUUGCAGGUUUCGGUAUUGGUGUUGCGAACAGUUUCUAUUACCAAAGAUCUCGAAGUUUUGAUGAUCCUCACCAAAUUAUUGGAUUCGUCGUCACUGGCUUACUGCUUGGGCAGUUUGGACUAGGAGUAAUGCACCAUACUCAGUAUAGGAGAACACAGACCCCGACCAAGUACGGCAAGUUUCAUCUUUGGGUUGGCCGUAUCAUUCUACUACUAGGCACUUUGAACGCAUUUCUCGGCUUCACCUUUGCUCUGAACAGAAAAUUCGGCAUGCUCCUCGCUCUUCUCAUCAUCUUUAUCUGCAUAAGCAGCCUCAUCUUGAUCUAUGGUCGUCGAUACAUGGACAAGCGCCGUCUUGGACCUCGUGGCCCUGGUCUGGCAGGCCCUCAACAAUACAGCGCACCGCCAUGGCGGGAGCCUCCUCCCCAACACAUGGGUUAUCCAUCCGAUCCUCCUCCAGGCUAUCAACCGCCAUCGAACCAGGCCGGGCUUGGCCAAAUGUCACCUGCAUUGCGAUCACCAUCACCAUGGCAAUCAAAUGACAAAGAUGACGAGGCGGAUUUGAACCUGGGACGUGAGCAGCGACCGAGGGAGUUCUGAUCAAUACUUUGACUUUGGGUACUGGAGUUGGCGUUUAUGUUAGCUUUCAUGCAAUAAGACGAAUAACAUGAGUGAUCGAAACUUUGAUCAUAAGGAGUGAAACUAUGACUCGUUAUCUCCGUAUGCCAGCUUGGCCUGAGAGUGGGAAAUACCACACUGUUGGCUGCAAGGUCAAGUGGGAUGGGAUGGAAUUAACAACGGACUUACCACCCUAGUCGAGGAACACAAUCAAAUAAAUGAGUAACUCAAGCUUAUGCGGAACGUGGUAGAAUGGGGCCUCGAUAUGAGUGUUAUGAGAGGAAUCACCAUUAGUAGUUAUUACUUAAAGGUUUAGGGUAGCUUGGAAGUCACUAACUCAGUGUCUGCAGUAAUACUGCAUCAGG